Molecule: messenger RNA, 5392 nt
Organism: Marchantia polymorpha subsp. ruderalis
Lineage: Eukaryota; Viridiplantae; Streptophyta; Marchantiopsida; Marchantiales; Marchantiaceae
Source: the annotation of a GenBank genome assembly
GCAUUGGCCCACGUUUCCUUUUCGCUUGCACAACAAAGUCAAGAUCCAUACCCACCUUCUUAGACCAAUUUCCAAUCACACCGAGUAUAGAGGAAGUAGCUUGUUGUGUUCUCAUAUUGUCGUUACCUCGACCACUCACGCGCUUCAAUGAGAAGAUCUGAUUGAAUGACGCUGCAUGUAUUUUCCACGCCCUACCCAUACUAGAGUCUGUCUUCCGAGGUCUUGAUACAGCUAAAUUCGCAUUCUCCAAUUGUACAUGCAGUUUUACACCACUCAAAGUACUUCACAUCUGAGAAAUCUGCGCUUCCAUGCAUUCUUUGGAAUUCUGCGUCCACAUCGCACCAUUGUUGCUACAAACCAGUCUUUUGGAUUUAGGAUUCAUAUGCAGAGCUAUCAGCUUGUACACCCAGUUUGGUCCCCAGUUUAUCCAACGGACUGUCCAACGAUGAGUUUGCAAUAGUUCGUUCCAUUUCAAGGCAGUGUGGCGAAGGGGAGAAUUGGCACAUGCAGAGUGACUUAGCAUCUGCAAAGCUAUCAGAGUGACCUCCUCCAGCAUUCACAAGAGAUGUGACACUGCAGCGGGACGGGAAGUAAAGUUUUAUUCGGGAGAGCCGGGCUUGCGGAUCGAGGAGAGGGACUCUUGAAGGGACUCUUGAAGUCUCGGUUACAUUUCACCGCAGCAAACGUGUCUUACUGUGUGAGAGUGGAGGAGAGAAUGGAAAGUGCAGGAGCGUCUAUCCAGGCUGAACUUGUCACUAUGGUGGUGGGAAACGACCCUAUGGACCUUCUACGGCGUCUGGGAUUUGACUCUGCGGACGAGGAACCGGAGCUUUCCUCCGCUGUCCAGGGAAUGGACUCUGCGGACGAGGAACCGCAGUGUCGUUCCGCUGUCCAGGACCUUCUACGGCGUCUGGGAUUUGAAGUUCCGGACGAGGAACCGGAGCUUUCCUCCACUUUCCAGGAAAUGGACUCUUCGGACGAGGAACCGGAGUUUCCUUCCGCUGUCCAGGACCUUCUACGGCGUCUGGAAGGAAAUGGCGAGCCUAUAGAGUCGUUUCCCGAAUUAUGGGUGCCAGAGUUUCGGGAUUUCUUUCCGAAGCGUGCAUCUCUCUCGAAUAUCAGAGGGUGGCGAAGCAAAGUGCGCCUUCGAGUGCUGGAGGCAAUCGGCAAUUGCAACACCCUUGGGGAAUUGAAUGUAAAUGAAAUUUGUGGCGGAAAUAUAUCGAGGUUGACCGCUAGCGAGUGGGAAAUAGUUUUGAGAGGAUUCAGAUAUAGCACCGAGAGUAUACUCGUUCAUUCUUUGAAAUGGAAUUCAGAUGCGGAAGUGGAGAACUUGUGUUCACAGCUGGGGCAACUUCUGAAUUCCUCUGGCGUAGCAGAUUUGAGAAUAAUGUACAACAGAUUGAAUGCCAGAUGUUUCUCUAAUCUCGCCUCAGGACUGCGAGGAAAUUCUGAAUCUAACCUCAAGUCUUUAACACUAUCGGACGCGUGCGAGGACUCGAGUGCGGUGAAGCAUGUGGCUUACAUGAUUAACAGUGCUACUCGAUUAGAAGGGUUGCAUUUAGGCAUUAUAGACGCCAUGGAGGAGGAGACCGUUGGAAUCCUGUCCCAGGCUUUGAUCCAAAGCUCUUCUUUGAAACGUUUGGGAUUAGAGACGGUGGACUGGGGAGCGGCCUUGUCGCUGAAAGCUUUCGCUGGAGACGAUGGCAACCGAUCCAUUGAAACUCUUCGGCUAAAGUUUCUGCGUAAACUCGGAGGCUGUUUAAGGGAACUUCUUACUUCCAACACAUCAUUGAAGGAAUUGGAGUUGGAUAACUCGCGGAUGAGUCGUGAGGAAUGGCACCAGCUCGGCGAAGUCAUACGUGACAAUGCUAUAGCAACGAAUCUUCUUGUAACGUUUGAUUUCGAUUCUGUGAGUAAGUACUGGGAGUCAGUAGAAGCUCUUGUGUGUGCUGCCAGCUCCGAUGUCAAGGACCCCAAAUUGGAGCUUCAACUCAAUUUUGCAAUGUCGGAUGACCACGACUGCAUGUUAUCAUUAAACCUAUUAGGUAGGGUACUGCGCGGGGAUAUCAAAUCUCUGAAAUCUUUCAGUCUAAGGUGGUUGAAUCGGACCACUUCGGGUAGCGACCAAGAUAGACUGGAAAGUAUACUCCCGAAGAAUGGCCAAACUGGAGAAGCUUCCGUCCUGAAGAGACUGGUAUUAGAUGUUAAGGGCAAAGAUCUUUUGAAGGGAGUAUGGAAGAUCCUGCGUUCGUGCUUGCGAGACAACACAAGUCUCACUCACUUGAAAUUAUCUAGUUCUAAACUCGACGAAGAGAUGUUUAGGGACCUGAUGGGGCUACUCCAAGUGAAUUUGACUCUGGAGGAAAUAAAUGUAGACUACUCAUGGCCAACGUACUCACACACCUCAUUGCAAACGGACGGAAAGGCGUCGCAGAUUCAAGAGGCACUAAAGCAAAACAAGAAGCGGGCGGUCUACAUGGCAGUCUUCAGAGAAGCCAAAUUAACAUUUGGAGAUGCAAAAGCUGGUCGACUCUUUUUAUGCGGCUCUCCUAGAGCAGGCAAGACCAAAUUGCGUCAAACCUUGAUGAGGAUAGUUCAAGGCAAAAGUUGGCUUGGUAACAAAUGGGACGAGUUGUGGAGAACGAGAGGCAUUGAGGUGGAGUUCUUGCAAAAUAAUGACAAAGGUCAAAUUUCAAUCUGGGAUCUUGCAGGACAAAGAGUCUUUCGUACCCUUCAAAGUGUACUUUUCCCUCAAACCAGCAACUUUUGUAUUUUUCUAUUUGUGUAUAGCCACUUUUGUGAAAAAACAUCUUUAGACAAAUCAGAAUCUUGUUUUCUAACAGAGUUGGAAGAAUGGUUGAGUUUCAUCACAUCCAGCUCUAGGAUUACUGGGCAUAAUCGUCCACAAGUUCUUGUUGUGAUAUCACACAAGGAUAAAGCCAAAUCCAGCUCUUUGACAUGGGCUAACUCAAUAGUGAACAAGCUCACCAAAAGAUUUGCAAAAUUUGUGGAUCUCCACCCUAUUCAAGAGUGUUUUCACGUAGAUGCUAGGAAGAAGAAGCAAGUUAUUCCUCUCAAAAAUCACAUCUUUGAGAUCUUCACAAAGUUGUUGAGUGAAAAAUCUCCACGAGUUCCCCUAUUGUGCUCUCAACUCUCGUCCCUCUUGAUUACAAACACCGAAGAGAACAAAUGUUGCCCACUUUGGUCAUCCCAAGAGUUUCAAGAUUUUUGUGACCCCAGCUUGGCUCAGUUUAUUCCAUCAUCUUCUGCUCUUACUGUUGAUCAUUCAAGUUUAAUGACUUCCAUAUUAUCCUAUUUGAAUGACAUAGGAUCCAUCAUCUAUAUUCAUAACCUUGAUUAUAUCAUCAUAAAUCCAAACUGGCUCACCAAUGUAUUAUUGGGUGAGCUAGUAGCUCUAGGUCAAGACUUUCAACCUCAAGAGUCCGGGUCUUCAGACAAAACCAUGUCACGGAACUCAUACACAAGCAAGGACGGAUUUGUGAGUGAGGGUGUCUUUGCUCGGUUGAUAGAAGAGUUUCUGCGAAAGCAAUCAUGCAGACAGAAAGGUGUGGACAAAGAGGUGGUUGAAAACAUCCUUAUCAAUUUGGAUUUGUGUUUCAAGCUCGAAGAUACUUCUCAGUAUUUCGUUCCCUCCUUCAUACCUGAGCAUGCAAGCAUGGAAGAAAAGAAGCAUCAAGAAGGGGCGCACAUGGAGUCGAUGGCUUGGAGAACUAGGGAUGAGACUUCACGGUUUGUGGGCAUCCGGAUUCAAUGUCAAGAUGGAAGAACAAUGUUGCUGACCGCUGCUUUCUUUCCAUGCUUCCAGAUGUUCAUGAGACGCAAAUUGAUAUCGGAGAUGCAUGUUUCCAAGGAGACUGUGACCUGCUCUCGACACUAUCUUGGAUUUUUUCUUGAUGGACAUCAGAUUUAUGUCCAGCAAGGAAGUUCCCACAAAUACGUGGAUAUUCUGAUGUUAUGCUCGAAGCAUAAGUCACGGGAGGGGGCUCUGAAAUACCUAAUGAAGCAUGUCGUCCAGGAGUUGAUAUCAUUUUGCGCAUCACCCAAAGGCUGUCCCGGGGUGGCUUUAGUGCUUGGUGUGAUCCAAACACUUUGCGUGGAGAUGCUGAUUCCGUGUCAUCUAAGAGGGGCGAUUCUGAUUGAGGAGCUCAAAUCUGAAUUCAUUCGUAGCAUCAAAGACAAACUUGAGGAUAUUCCGUUGGAUAAGUCACACUUGGAGAAGGAGGAAGAGUUGUUCAACUAUGAGCACUGUUGGCCCCCGAUUGAAAGUCACACGACAGAUGUUGUCUUCGAAAGAGCUAGGGACUUGCUGUGGGAGAGCGAUGUGGAAGCGAUUGUGAAUGAGAUUCGAGAUAAGCAAAUGCAACAAUUGGAGUCAUUGCGGCGAGCUUCAAACAACGUGAAGAAUGAUUUGAAUCAUUCUUACCCUGCAAAUGAGAACAUGGUUAGCGAUUCAAAUCUUCCUCAUAUGAAAGACUCCAAUCCAACUUCAUCCAUAAGUCAAGCCAGCACAAGUGUAGAAACUUGUUCAACCGGACUUGAGAACAAGAUAGACCUGAUACUACAAAUGUUUCAUGGUUUGGAUGAGAGGUUGAGAUCAGUGGAGAACAUUGUGCAGAGAUUGGAUAUUAAGAUGGAACAGAUACUCUUUUUACAACGAAAACUGCAGCCAACAAUGAGUGCCUUCAUGUCUGAAGUGGACAACAUCAAUGGGUAUUCUCAAUCUCUUCGGCAGGCAAGAUUUCCCAAGCGACCUUACGUUACGGACGAUGUUGGCAUUUUCUAUAGGAUGAGCGCAGUUCUGCAUGUGGGAACAAUCGUUCGAUUACACUUGAUGUGUGAGUCGGUGACUGGAUUUCAUAGGGUGAAAGAUCAAGAAGGUUUGAAGGUACGCUUGGAUGGGAAGAAUUGCGGCUGGAUUGAGAAAACCAUUAAAAUCUCAUUCAAAGUCCUGUAUUAUGCUGCAAAGGCUGGACUAGAUGUGACUCUUGGGUUAGGCCAAGCGAUUCCGGACUGGGAAGACUUCAAAUCUGAUAUUGCUGAAUUAGAUGGUCUUAGCGAUCGUGAUCGUAGGGCAUUUCUAAAUGGUGGGGAAAGUAAGGAGCUGAGAGAAGCAUGGUUGAGGAUUCAGCAAACUCUGACGCCUCAGCUUCAAGAUAGGUAUUCGGCCAUCUUCAAGUUGUAUCAGGUGAAAUACGUGAGACUAGAAUUAGGUGGGCAUGCAUGGGUGUGCGAGGAGUGCAUGGUAAAAGGUCUUCGUUCUGGCAUCUUGACAUGUUAGGAAUUUGAAGAGGUUACAAUGUCAUUAUGCAGAUGACAAGCAUAUGUUUAGACUCUCAUUCAAUAUGAAACCCGCGUAUGAUCAGGAUUU